AUAGAUGUUCAAAAUGUUGUAAUUUUAUCUUUAGUAAAUCAUUAUUAUAUCAUUUUAUGAGAGAAUUUCAUCUACUUGUUGAUAUUCACGUAUCCUUCCUUGAUAUGAUACUUGUCAUAGAGAAAUAUUUAUGGGGAAUUAUUUAAUCCUUAAUGACAUCUAAUCCUUGCUAGAAUUUAAUAAGUCAAAAAAAACUACUAAAAGAACUCUCUUAUAAAUUGAAAACGAAAAUGAGUAGUAAGUAAGAACUUGAAAGCUUUUAGUUUUAUACAUAAAUUCACAUUGAAGAUGAUUGUGAAAAUAGUCGAAGUGUAGUGUUGAGGACAAGGAAAUUUGGACACAUAAAUUACCUCAUAUUGGGUUGCAUAAUCUUGGUAUUUACUCUAUAUUUUGUUGCUCAUUCUCUAAUUAAUUUAAAUCCAUGUAUUUCAAGUUAUUCUACCUUGGCAAUUCUAUUAGGGCUAUUUUCUUGGUCUCCAUACGAAAUGGCAGACUAGGUAUUUAUGUUGUUAUUUUUGGUACUUGCAAUAUUUUUGAUAUUUGAGAUUGAACUUGAACUGGCAUUCCUCGUGUGUAAUGGCAUUGUUAAUAUAUUAUUUGAGCUUUACUAUCAUCUUUUCAAUAUCCUUAUAUCACAUUGUCUUAACUGUCUUUAUGCUGCAACAUUGUUGGCAAAUGAAACCCUUGUCAAAAUGAGAUCAUUGAAUCUUGAUGGUUCUGUUUGGACUGCUUUUUAUGCUGAUCAAUACUUUGAUUUUAGAUUUUAAUGACGAGUUCUUCAAUUUCAUCACGGUAAUGAUGAGUUCUUCAAUUUCUAUGUGAUGCAAAUCUUUGUGAUGUUAGUCUUUUCAUGCCCAAAUGAACUAUCUUUGAAUCCAUGCUGCUCAUAACUUCUCAUUAUGGGACUGCUUGUGUUUUGAAUAAUUGACUAUAUCGUUUCUUUUGAGAAUGUUGUGCCUUUUACUGUCUUAGGCCUCUUUUCUUACUGUGUUGACUUUGGUGGUGACCAUCACCGUCAAAUGGCUUCACAUGAGAGAACCAAAAAUCUACAUAUAUAUCUCAUGGCAUUCUUCCAUGGAUUAUGACUGUGAUUAUGAUUGUCUUUUUCUGUAUUUUCAAUUUUUUUAGAGUAUACAAAACUUUUUCUAGUGGCCAUGGGUGCUAUAUGCAUAUGUUCUGUAAUCAAUAUUUUCUUAUUUUUAUGUCAUUUUCUAUUUUUUUAAGAAUGUGGUCAUGGAUGCUACCAAUUCUGCUACGGGGGAUCCUCCGAUCUUAAAUGCUUUGAUUGAUAUGUUAAAAAAUGGACGAGGGCAACAAAUUACUAUGAUGGUGCAUGAGGCAAUCUCGAAAGUAACUCCAUCGAGCGUGAAUCUUGUUGGCAUGAAGGAUCCAGCUGUGCCGUCCACUACAUCUACUGUUAUGCCAGACGAUAUUUCAAGGGGUACUCCAACAAACACUAAUGUUCCUGAUGUGGGUUCAGUCAGAAUUCUCCCACCAACAACCGAACAAGUUUCCUUGAGGAGUCUCAUAGAUUCACAAUCAAGAAUACUAAGGCUCCUACCAGAUACUCCUGAAAAUGUUCCAACCAGACAAGAAAUACUUGUACAAAUUCAGUUAUGGGAAAGGGCAUUGUUGGAGAGUGCAAGGCCUACCUCAGAUGAACAGGAAAUAAAUGACAAAGUGAUUGAUGCACCUAUAGGAGCAUCUACCUCAACCCCUAAGACUACAACAAUAUCCUCAGUGACUACAAAAGGAACGCAAGAAGUUACAAUCUUGCUCACCUCAGAAGGAAAUGUCUUGAAGGAUGAAGUGGGGUUAAAAAAUUUUCACUUUAUUUUUUGUUGUGCAGAACAAUUAUUUGGAAAUACCAUUCAAAUGGAUUGGAGGAAGCAAUCCAAUGCUAAGAAAGAGGAACUCUUUAAAGAUGUCAUAACAGCAUUUGGAAAUCCAGGUUUUAAUAAGGAUAUCAUUCUUGAUAUUGCACGGAAAUACAUGCACUCUAAACGAGAUAAUUUAAGGUCGAAGCUGACAAAAGACUUGAGAUAUCCACGUCCAGCUUGGAUUACAGACCAAGUGACAUGGGAUGAACUUAUGAAAGAUGCCAAAUUUAAGAGGAAAUCCCACAAUAAUCCAAACUAUAGGACAUCUACACAAGGAGGAUCUAAAAGAUGCCUUCGAGAUACACCAAAAGCAACCCAAGCUAGGGUGUCAAGUAUUGGAUCCGAUAAAUUAGGAUCUGGUGGGUAUAAUAGCAUUCGUGGUGGUUUGGUUCACCAAUUUCAAAAGGAAGCUUCAGAGGAGGACCUAAAAUAUGCUUUAUUACAUGGUUCCCAAGGCCUACGACAACAUUUGGUAGAUCGAGGGGAGAUUUUAGUGAGUGGUCAUGAAUCUGAGGAAACCAUCUUUGAAUUUCAACAAGUGAGAGACAACAAUAUGGAGGAGGGUGUUCAAUGUGAUGAACUAUCCACACCCACAAUCAGAAAGGUGCCUCGUAAAAGAGGACACAAAGCAAGAGGAUGGAUAGAAACAAGUGAACAAAAGACAUGUUUGCUUCCUAUCAUUGUUCAGUUUUCAUUGCUAUUAUAAACCUAAUUUAUAUCAUCAUAUUUUUUUAAUUAAUACGUGUGAAUUUAUUUA
Cryptomeria japonica (Japanese cedar) is the source of this 2637-nucleotide messenger RNA. RefSeq lists its product as uncharacterized. The transcript is spliced from 6 exons. Bases 1234 to 2586 code for a protein of 450 amino acids. The record is from RefSeq and is a predicted model, not a curated record. Lineage: Eukaryota; Viridiplantae; Streptophyta; Pinopsida; Cupressales; Cupressaceae.